AUGUCAACCACCAGAAGAAAAGGGCGAAAUCGGUCUAGCCAAGACAGCUCGGGUGAAGAUACAGAGAAGGCGUCACCGUCAGCACCACCGGCCCCCAUCCCGAAGGAUCCCAACCUAGUCGAACGGAACGGCCCCAACGAUCCUGAGAAUCCACAGAACUUUGCGCCAGCCAAGAAAUGGCUCAUCACGGUGUUAUUCAGUUCGAUGACAAUGUGGGUGACAUUUUCCAGUAGCAUUUUCAGCGCUGCCGUUGAAGUCAUCGCGAAGGAAUACAAUGUUUCCAAUGAGGUGACGACGUUGGGAACAAGCUUGACCCUUUUGGUAGACGCCUCCCUGCAGUCUUACCAACAUCCGAAGAUCGUCCGAGGACAUGCCUUAAUGUGCACUUCACUCUGUAGGGAUUUGCUCUAG
This is a messenger RNA of Penicillium subrubescens, 411 nucleotides long. RefSeq lists its product as uncharacterized. The record is from RefSeq and is a predicted model, not a curated record. Gene Ontology annotation, biological process: transmembrane transport. Gene Ontology annotation, molecular function: transmembrane transporter activity. Lineage: Eukaryota; Fungi; Ascomycota; Eurotiomycetes; Eurotiales; Aspergillaceae. Bases 1 to 411 code for a protein of 136 amino acids. The transcript has a single exon.